Messenger RNA from Colossoma macropomum (tambaqui), 949 nucleotides. RefSeq names its product cornichon family AMPA receptor auxiliary protein 2 (gene cnih2). Gene Ontology annotation, cellular component: dendrite; synapse. Bases 408 to 890 code for a protein of 160 amino acids. The record is from RefSeq and is a predicted model, not a curated record. The transcript has 6 exons. Gene Ontology annotation, biological process: vesicle-mediated transport; regulation of AMPA receptor activity. NCBI's taxonomy places the organism in Eukaryota, Metazoa, Chordata, Actinopteri, Characiformes, Serrasalmidae.
GAGAGAGAGAAGGUAGAGCAGCCAGUCGGCUCCAGCCAACACAACUCAGAGCUGAGCAAAGAGCAGAAGCGGAGGAGGAGCUGAAGAUCUGGUCCAGCAGAAGAACCUCAGAGAACCACAUAAAAAAAAAAACACCACUGCGUCUGAACUGGAGGACAGAGGAGAGAGAGAGAGAAAAGGUAGAAAGGUGUAGAGACAGAGAGAGAGAGACAGAGAAGGUAAAAAGGUAGAGAGAGAGAGAGAGUGACAGUGAUGAGUAAAGGUAGAGAGUGAUAUAGUUGAAGCAGAGAGAGAGAGAGGUGAGGUGAAGGUAGAGAGUGCCUCAGUUACAGUGUAGAGAGAGAGGGCUGGGGUGUUUUCCCCUCUCUCUCUCGCCCCGUGUGUCCGGCAGGCUGGCUGGGACGGUCAUGGCCUUCACCUUUGCGGCCUUUUGCUACAUGCUAACACUAGUGCUGUGUGCUGCGCUCAUCUUCUUCGUCAUCUGGCAGAUUAUCGCGUUCGAUGAGUUACGAACAGACUUUAAAAACCCCAUCGACCAGAGCAACCCCACCAGAGCGAGGGAGAGAAUCCUGAACAUCGAGAGGAUCUGCAACCUGCUGCGGAGGCUGGUGGUUCCGGAAUAUUCCAUCCACGGACUGUUCUGCCUGAUGUUCAUGUGUGCGGGCGAGUGGGUCACUCUGGGCCUCAACAUCCCUCUGCUCUUCUAUCACCUGUGGAGGUUCUUCCACCGGCCGGCGGACGGGUCAGAGGUGAUGUACGAUCCGGUCAGCGUGAUGAACGCAGACAUUCUGAACUACUGCCAAAAAGAGUCCUGGUGCAAACUGGGCUUCUACCUGCUGUCCUUCUUCUACUACCUGUACAGCAUGGUGUACGCUCUGGUCAGCUUCUAAUGGAUGAGUCCAGGAGAAGAACAGACAAAUGGAGAAAGAAAGAAAGAAAGAAAGAAAGA